AUGAAAACUCAAAAUAAUGAUGAAAGAGGAGAUGACGAAGAAAAUUUCCACCCAUUAGAAUCCGACGUAAUUCCCAGAAUAUUGACUAGUCUCUCUAGAACUCCAACUCCAAUUCCAACUCCAUCUUUCCAAACUAGACUUAUAGAGACGGAUAGAUCCACUAUCAUGGAUGAUAGAAGAAGUAACCUUACUUCAUCAAAUUCACCAGUCGAUACAGUACCGACUUUGGAAAGAACCUCGUCAGAAUUAUUCCUAUAUAACCGUUUGAAUGAAUUGAAGAAUAGCAGUUCCUUUUCAGAUGAGGGACAAAUACAGCAACGACUGCAACAACAACAACAACAGCAAUCGCAACUGCAACAGCAACUGUCUAAGGAGGAUAAUGCAGUACAAGCAAAUAAUACUACAGCUCAACAACAACAACAGCAGCAGCAGCAGCAGCAGCAACAACUGGUGGAUAAAUUGAUUGCCUUAACAUCUGUUUCUACUAGUCUAUUGAAUGAGAAUGAUAAUAAUAAUGACGCUGAAAACAUUGUAUCUUCAAAUAAACCAUAUCGCGACCAACAAUCUAACCAAAAUGAAGCAGUGUCCGCCGAUGGACAAUUGAAAGAUGUGAACUUGGCUUCUACAAAUCUGAAGAAUAACGAAAAUGAAAAUGAAAAUGAAAAUGAAAACAAUUACAACAAUAACACUAUCAAUGAAGCUACUGCUAAUAACAUUGAUGGUUCUGCAACAACUAAUGACCAGCCCUUUUAUGUUAAUGCCAAACAAUACCAUAGAAUCUUGAAAAGAAGAUACGCAAGGGCAAGAUUAGAAGAAAUAUUAAGAAUAUCAAAGGAAAGGAAACCUUACCUACAUGAGUCAAGACAUAAACAUGCAAUGAGCCGGCCAAGAGGGAAAGGUGGAAGAUUCUUAACUGCUGCUGAAAUUGAAGCUUUAAAAUUACAAAAUCAUCCUCAACAAUCUAACGCCUCGACAAUAAAUGGCAAUGCCAAUCUGCAACAACAUCAGCAGCAACAACAGCAACAACAAUCAUCCCCAGCCUUAACACCACCUUCAAUCUCUCUUGAAACGAUACCAACACAGAAGGAUGUAAUUAAGGAUGAAAACACUCCGUAUACUUAA
Molecule: messenger RNA, 1122 nt
Organism: Naumovozyma dairenensis CBS 421
Lineage: Eukaryota; Fungi; Ascomycota; Saccharomycetes; Saccharomycetales; Saccharomycetaceae
Gene: HAP2
Product: transcription activator HAP2
Exons: 1
Coding region: 1-1122 (373 amino acids)
Biological process (GO): regulation of transcription by RNA polymerase II
Cellular component (GO): CCAAT-binding factor complex
Molecular function (GO): DNA-binding transcription factor activity, RNA polymerase II-specific; RNA polymerase II cis-regulatory region sequence-specific DNA binding
Source: RefSeq, a predicted model, not a curated record